CCCCUCCCUCCCCAGAGGGCGGCUACGAGGCGGCGGCCGCAGCCGCAGGAAGAUGCUGGAAGCGGGCGAGCGCGCGCCCCGUAGGUGCUGAAGGGACAGUUCCUUCGGCAGAACUUGCUCCUAAGCGCACGGGGCACAUCAGAGAUGGAGACUAUUUGGAUCUACCAGUUCCGCCUUAUCGUGAUCGGAGACUCCACGGUGGGCAAGUCGUGCCUUCUGCACCGCUUCACCCAGGGCCGCUUCCCAGGGCUGCACUCCCCUGCCUGCGACCCCACAGUCGGCGUGGACUUCUUCUCGCGCCUGCUGGAGAUUGAGCCGGGCAAGAGGAUCAAGCUGCAGCUCUGGGACACAGCGGGGCAGGAGCGCUUCAGAUCAAUAACUCGAUCCUAUUACCGCAACUCAGUUGGAGGAUUUUUAGUGUUUGACAUUACUAAUCGACGGUCUUUUGAACAUGUGAAAGAUUGGCUAGAAGAAGCAAAAAUGCACGUACAGCCUUUUCAGAUUAUAUUUCUACUGGUGGGACAUAAAUGUGAUCUAGCUUCGCAACGUCAGGUUUCAAGAGAAGAAGCUGAGAAACUGUCAACAGACUGUGGAAUGAAGUAUAUAGAAACCUCAGCAAAGGAUGCUACAAAUGUUGAAGAGUCCUUUACAAUCUUGACAAGAGACAUAUAUGAACUUAUUAAAAAAGGAGAGAUUUGUAUUCAGGAUGGAUGGGAAGGGGUUAAAAGCGGUUUCGUUCCAAAUACUGUGCAUUCUUCUGAAGAAGCAGUGAAGCCCAGAAAAGAGUGCUUCUGUUGACUUUAACCUGCCAAAGAUCUACCACAGACAGACCAUGUCGCUCUGGAUAGAUGUCAACAUUCACAGCAGAAUGAUGCAGAGUGAACAUCUACGAACAUCCAGAGCAUUUCAUAAGCAGGCGGACACAACGCUGUGUCUCACCACUUAUACCAACAGGCUGGGUAGUCUGCUAAGUUAGGAGGAAAGGGAGACAACUUUUCUCUUGAAACCAGGGUGUACAAAAUUACAUCCAUUCUCACUUCAUUAGCAUAUAGCUGACCUUAAUGUCUAGAUAUGUCAGUAUUAAUCAUCUUUCUUGACAACUGAAAUUAUACUUUUUUGUAUACACGUAACACCGCUGAAAAGAAUGUAUGAGGAUUUAUAUUCUCCUGGGUCAACUAGUAUUGAAUACAAAGUGUACUUGAAGGGCCAAUGAGGUGACUCAUUGGGUAAAGAAGCUUGCCACCAAAUCUGCAGACUUGAGUCUCAUGCCUGGAGCCCCUGUGGGCGAAGGCAAGAACCCACUUCCCUUGAAGCUGUCCACUGACCACAUGCAUACUGUCACACACAUGCACAUACAAAUGCACAUGAGCAAGUGCAGGGCCAUACACCAAAUAAUGUUGAAGAUGCAUAAGGUACAACUUGAAGGCUGGGCUAUAGCUCACUGAUAGAAUGCUUCUUUAGUUAUGAAAACUCAGAUUCAAUCCCCAGCAUCAAAACUAGAGCAGGAAAAAAGCAAAGUACUUAUAAGCAGUCUUAAAAAUACUUACUAGGACUAAAAUAUAAAUUUUCUUUUUAAAGUAGCACAGUUGAUAUUCUCAGAACAUAAUAGGUUUUAUAUUCCCCUUUUGUUCAUGGAUUUAUUGCUCCUGGAAUCUUCACAUUUGAUGAUAUAUAUAAGUGUUCAAAGGAGAUGCUUUUAGCAAAUAUUGUAAGGAAAUAAAAAGGAUCAUUCAAUCAAUAUCAAAUACUUUGUUGUUACAAUACAUUGCCCAAAUUUAACUUAUAUACUGACAUUUUCAAAGAAAAAAAAUACAGUUUACCUUGAACUACUUUCAAAAUGAUUAACAUAUAUACAUAGUAUUUUUUUUUCAAAUUUCUAAAUUAUCUCACUUCCAGCAAAAGUGUGGACAAUAUGUUCUGAACAAAAAAAAAAAAAAUGGUGUUAGAAAAUUAAUUUAGCAGCCAGGCGGUGGUGGCGCCUGCCUGUAAUCCCAGCACUCUGGGAGGCAAAGGCAGGCGGAUUUCUGAGUUCGAGACCAACCUAGUCUAUAGAGUAAGUUCCAGGACAGCCAGGGCUAUACAGAGAAACCCUGUCUUGAAAAAAAAAAAAAACACAACAACAACAACAACAACAACAACAACAACAAAAAAAAAACCAAAAAAAAAAGAAAGAAUAAAAAGAAAGAAAAUCAAUUUAGCAUUCAGAAUUUAUUAUACAAACUCAUUAGAAGAGAAGAUAAAAUACUCAGUUAAAUGAAUAAAAUAAUGUUCAAGUUCAAUUCUUUUUUAAAAAUAAAAUAAUAUUGUUUUUCUUUUUUAUAGAUAGUUUUGCUAUAUAUUUCAAACCCACUUGAUUCAGUCUCCCAAGCACUGGGUAUGUGACACCAUACCCAGCUCCUUAAUUUUUUAUCAUGGGGGUUGAGACUGGGAGCUCUUAUGGACCUCAAACUCAGUAUGGAGAUUAGGCUAGAUGUGAACUCAAGAGAUCUGCCUGCCUCUGCCUCUGUGUCCUGGGAUUCAAAGUUUUAACUUACUGCUUGAACAUGCAUGGAGAGGACAUUUUAUAAUAAUGUUAAAUAUCUUAUAGUAUGUAUGUCUGUUCUAUGCUAUAAAUUGCAAAGUGUAACUAAUUACCCAAUGAAGCUGACUUUUUGACACUGUAAGGUUCUUAUGCUUAUACAAUAAUAACCUUAUGUGUAUGAAAAGCAAAUUGGUUUAGUGUAAAGUAUAUUAAGUAAGAAAUCAGAGAACACAGCUCUAAGCUUACCUUUGCUCAUUUUUUUUCCUGGUUUAUAAAUUGAGCCUACCAGACUCAGUUAUUGAAUUGUAUGGAGUUAUUCUGAAAAUCAAGCAGAUGGUGUUAAAAAGAUUUGAGUGCAGAAAGCAUAGUACAAGUGUUUUGCUGAUUCUGGACAUAUCAUUGUAUUUACAAUGGAAGGAUUUUCUUGAGUUCUUUCUUUUUAUUUCUGGGUAGAGAUAGCAGAAGACAGUGUGUGUUUUCAUGGACCCAAGGGAGCUCUUGGCUGGUGUUUGCCCUCUGUCCUUCUACCCUGAACUGCUGUUGAAUCACUGUUUCUCUAAAGCAUACACAAUAGGGAAGAAAUCCCUUGGGAAACUAAUUCAACCAAAAAAAUUGUAUCUGAAAAUAUUUUGUGCAACUCUGAAGUAGGUAUUUAAUUGUAUUUUAAAAUAUAAACACUUGUACAUUUGCUAGAUUUGUGUAUUUUUAAUAGUACUCAUGAAGAAAAGAAUAUAAAUUAUGUCACUAUGAUAAGUUUUGAAUAUUUAUAUUGUCAAUAUUUUUAUAUCCCAAGGCUGUUUUGUGGGAAUGAAUGCAAACUGCCCCUCCCCACACAAGUCUAUUUUUACUGUUAUAAUAUUCAAUUCCAUCACAUCCAAAAUGGAGUGACUUAAAAUGCUGAAUAGCUAAUGGUCUCAAGUACAGUUACCUGUGUCUACUUGUCAAGCUAAAAAACUGCAAUUGAAAGUGUGAUUUCAUUUUCUUUGAACACCUCCUUAUAAUAAUGCUGGAUAAAGACUAAAAUCUGGUCUGAAGCCUAGGAUGUAUUCCGUACUCAGAACAGAAGCUGGAAGAAUGGAUGGGAAGGUGGGGCCUCCAAAAGUUGAUACUUGCACAAGCAAGUUCUGCAACUCUGUGUCUCUCAACUCUGGUUAUCAGUGUGUGUGUGUGUGUGUGUGUGUGUGUGUGUGUGUGUGUGUGUGUGUAAUGGAUGCAAAAGGAUUUAGUAAAGUGGCCACAGUUGAUUUUACUUUAUAGAGGAGGUCUUUCCCUCCUCUUAUGAGGAGGUAUUAUCAGUGUGUGAAAAUUGGCAUGGUAACACAUACUCUGGAGGUAGAGGCACACAGAUUUCUGUGAGUUUGAAGACAGCCUGGCCCACAAAGUGAGUUCUAGUACAGUCAGGGGCCAUGCAGAGAGACUCUGUUAGUGAGUAAAAACUAAAGAUUUAAGGCUGCCAGAGUGUAUACUCUUAUUCCCAAAUCUAUUCAAAUAUAUACAUACAUGUAUGUGUGUAAUUGACCUAUUUUUAAUAUAGUUAUAGAGGAUGUGGGCGAUCAUGCCAAAACAGUCAAACAUUUACUCUAGGCAAAAAUAUUUUGCCUAUUCUUAAAAACCAGACAUAUAUGCCUUUAAUCCCCAGCACUUAGGAGAUAAAGGUUAGGUGGAUUUCCUGAGGCCAGCCUGGUCUACAGAGCAAGUUUCAUGUUAGCCAGAGUUUGUGAUAGUAUCUUAAAAAAUAGACAUACCUUAUUUUAUAUUACUAUUACUACAUUUAAAUUUAUCUAAUUCAAUACCAAUAGAUGUUAUAGCUAAUUACCAAAUACUUUAAGUCAUCUAAUUUUAUAAAUGAACAAAAAUCUACCCAGUGUACAAUAAAUUUGUGCCUGAUUGACACUGCUCACCCACAGUGCUAAACACUUUUAGAACAUGUAAUGGUGUGAUGGUUUACUAUAUGUAAACUUAAACAAAAUGUUCAAGGGAUCAGAAGCUUUUCAAAGUUCUAUGUUUUUGCAUCAUCAUAGGAGCAAGUAAGAGAGAGUUUCUGAGCCUGGAAACCUGAGGGUUAGGCUUCCAAAAGCAUUUAAGAAUUUCAUGAGCUUUCUUUACACCAUUGAACAACUGAAUCUGGGGCUGGAGAGAUGGCUCAAUGGUUAAGAGCACUGACUAUUCUUCCAGAGGUCCUGAGUUCAAUUCCCAGCAAUCACAUGGUGGCUCACAACCAUCCGUAAUGGGAUCUGAUGCUCUCUUCUGGUGUGUCUCACAUAAAUAAAAUAAAUCUUAAAAAAAAAGAAGAAGAAAAGAAAAACUGAAUCUGGAUUAGUAAAAACAUUUUAAGAAUGUUUGUUUUUAUAUGGCCCUUGGUUCAAUGAAGAGCAGAUCUUCCAUAACUUCAAAGUGCUCUGGACUUGCAUAAUUCCUUAGAUCUGAUACAAUAAAAAGGAUAUAAGCAAGGCUAAAGAUCCAUUUGGAUCCAUAUGGUUUCCUCAGACAGACUUAGAUUGGAAAAGCAAAGGACACAUCAUCACCUCUAGGGGGAAAUCACUCAAGAGUAGAUCCUUUAUGUUUUAAAAUAGUAAGUAGGGCCAGGUGCAGGGUGCACUGCUGUCAUCCAGAGACAGCAGCCGGAUCACUGCUACAGAGCAAAUCCCUUAUCAGUCAACCAACAGUACAACAGACGCCUGAACAAAGCAACUCUGAGAGGUCCCACAGUUGAUACAUUUAUGCUUCAGGACCUUUCCAAACCUCAAGCAUUUGCACCAGUCUUUUCCUGGACAACCGAUCUUCACCUGUGAAAUAAGAAGCAAUACUGUUCUCUUGAACAUGAGUGAAGUGCUGUGUGAUUCGCUCCUUCUAUAACAGCAGUAACUGUAGACCAGAGCCAUGAGCCAUGGCAAUCUGGAUCAAUCACUACACAUUCUAGUUCACUUGCUGCACACAAUCAUGCUAAAGAAAUAAACAAAGAGUUCUUUAAAGAUAUUACAAAUGAAUGCACCUUGUUAUCUCUCUUGGUAAAAAUUUUGUCUCUAUUAAAAUAGUGCCUACCAUACUGUUGUAACUGUGACAUUCAAUGACUACUAACAUGGUUAUGGUGUUGAAUUAUGCCUUUUAAAUGUGAGUUCCACAUAUUUAAUUUUAACUUAUACAUUCCAUGGGAGGAUACAUAUUUUUCUGUCAUCAUCUCUUGGUAUUUUUUCCACAAUGACAAGAAUCGUAAAAUAUGGUAUAAACUUGAUCUAUAUUUUUAAUGCUACCUGUUUUAAAAUAAUGAAGACUGUGACAAAAGCCUUCAAAACUAUGAACUGAAAUAAACUGUUUAACAAGCUAA
Molecule: messenger RNA, 5846 nt
Organism: Apodemus sylvaticus (European woodmouse)
Lineage: Eukaryota; Metazoa; Chordata; Mammalia; Rodentia; Muridae
Gene: Rab39a
Product: RAB39A, member RAS oncogene family
Exons: 2
Coding region: 145-798 (217 amino acids)
Biological process (GO): Rab protein signal transduction
Cellular component (GO): Golgi membrane
Molecular function (GO): GTPase activity; GTP binding
Source: RefSeq, a predicted model, not a curated record